This is a messenger RNA of Entrophospora sp. SA101, 408 nucleotides long. NCBI's taxonomy places the organism in Eukaryota, Fungi, Glomeromycota, Glomeromycetes, Entrophosporales, Entrophosporaceae. The record is from the annotation of a GenBank genome assembly.
AUGAAAAAAACCAAACAGCAUGUAGAUAAAGAGGCAAAUAAAAAAACAGCGAUCUUUAUGAUGUCUUCUUCUGCUACAUGUAAACAAGAAGGUCACUCAAGGUCAACAUCCAAGAAAUGUAAAUCUCCAAAUUGGUUCGUAAAAAAACAGACUAUUAAGGAUACUACCAUCUACCGUGUUGUUAUUACUGUGAAAAUGGGAUUUAAUUCAUUUCUUGCAGUACCUGAAUUACAUAAUGUUAUUGAAGAUGCAGUUGAAAGGAUGAGAUUAAUUAUAGCAGGAGCAUCACGACUUACACAAGCGCUAAUUAUAUAUUGUGUUGAAAACAAUAUACCUCAGUUGUGCAAGUUGGCACAUUAUGUAGCAAGGGCUUGGAACUCCUCAUGGGGUCGUCCACCAGGAGUUUGA